Molecule: messenger RNA, 1754 nt
Organism: Ostrinia furnacalis (Asian corn borer)
Lineage: Eukaryota; Metazoa; Arthropoda; Insecta; Lepidoptera; Crambidae
Gene: dare
Product: NADPH:adrenodoxin oxidoreductase, mitochondrial
Exons: 4
Coding region: 184-1599 (471 amino acids)
Molecular function (GO): oxidoreductase activity
Source: RefSeq, a predicted model, not a curated record
GCGGUGAAGAUGAAAUACAAAUAAUUUACAUUUUAUUAAUAUUUAUUAUUUUGUUCAACACUAAUAAAAUAUAUCUUCAUUUUAAGUAGUACAACCGUGAAAUAGUGAUAUUGGCAAAAUUUUAUGUAUAACAAUUCAUAACAUUGUUGAUCUAUUGUAAAUAAGAUUGUUACAUUGUUAGAGAUGAGUUUGAAACAUUUAAAAGUAGUCAAAAGAAUGUUUUCAACUGGCGAGAACACUCCUCGUGUUUGUAUAGUUGGUGCAGGGACAGCUGGAUUUUACGCAGCUAUGCAUUUGACCAAAAAUUUGGCUAAUGUUAAUGUUGACUUACUUGAAAAACUACCUGUGCCUUUUGGCCUUGUAAGGUAUGGUGUAGCUCCGGAUCACCCAGAAGUUAAGAAUGUAAUCAAUCAAUUUACCAAAGUAGCUCAGCAUCCCAAUGUUAAAUACUAUGGAAAUGUGACAUUAGGGAAAGAUGUAUCUUUGACCCAGUUGAGGCAACAUUAUCAUGCUGUUUUAUUGGCAUAUGGGGCUGAUGAAGAUAGAACACUUGGCAUUGAGAAUGAAGAUGCCAAAAAUGUAAUUGCUGCUAGAAAUUUUGUUGGUUGGUAUAAUGGACUCCCCAGUGAUAAAGAUUUAAAGGUUGAUUUAUCCCACUCAACUGCUGCUAUUCUAGGACAAGGAAAUGUAGCGUUAGAUGUUGCUAGAAUACUUCUAAGUCCAAUAGAUGAAUUAAGAAAAACUGAUAUAACUGAGUAUGCUCUCCAAACAUUAGCAGAAUCUAAAUUGAAGGAACUUUAUCUUAUAGGCAGGAGAGGACCUUUACAGGUGGCAUUUACUAUCAAGGAGCUCCGAGAACAACUAAAACUAAAGAACUGCCUGACAAUAUGGAGAGAAAAAGAUUUUAAAGGAGUUGAGGAAAUCAUCCCCAAUUUAGGUCGACCUAGGAAAAGACUGACAGAACUUAUGAUAAAGUCAUUAAAAGAAAAUCACAAGAUAAAUGAAGGUGACCUCAGCCAAAAGUAUUUCAUGCCCAUAUUUUUCAGAAGCCCAAAUAGGUUUCUUAUUGAUGAACAAAAACAAUUGACUGGAGUACAACUGAACUGUAAUAAAUUGAUGGGAGAUAAACCAGAAAAUCAAACUUGUGUGCCCACUGAGGAAGUUGAAGUUAUUAACUGUGGUUUAGCUUUUAGAAGUAUAGGAUAUAAGAGUAUACAAGUAGAUAACGAUUUAAUAUUUACACCACAUGGCACAGUUGCAAAUGACAAAGGUUGUGUUUCUGUGGACAAUUCUACAGAUUUAGCCAAUCUAUAUGUGGCAGGUUGGCUUGGAACUGGUCCAGUUGGUGUUAUUUUGCACACCAUGGGGAAUGCUUUCCAUGUAGCAAAACUUAUAUGUGAAGAUUUAAAAAGUUCUAAUGGCUUAGUCAAUAAAGGUGGAUUUGAAGAAAUAAAGAAGGCUUUACCAAGCAAUAAUGAAAUUGUGAAUUGGAAUGGUUGGGAGAAAAUCAAUAAACAUGAAGUUCAGCAGGGUGAACUUAAAGGAAAACCCAGAGAGAAACUUUGUUCAGUUAAAGAAAUGUUAGAAAUAGCUCUAUAACAUACGGUCUACAUCCUUGUACUGAUAUAUUUUAGAGCUGAACUUCCUACACAACCAAUGAACAAAGGCAAUAGAAGAUGAAAUCCAUAAUUAUUAUUGAUUUGCUUAGUUUUGUAAAUAUUUUUCUUUUACUUAUUAUCUGAAAAUUAAGUAUA